Molecule: messenger RNA, 2936 nt
Organism: Ornithodoros turicata
Lineage: Eukaryota; Metazoa; Arthropoda; Arachnida; Ixodida; Argasidae
Gene: BBS9
Product: protein PTHB1-like
Exons: 23
Coding region: 238-2916 (892 amino acids)
Biological process (GO): cilium assembly
Cellular component (GO): BBSome; membrane
Source: RefSeq, a predicted model, not a curated record
UGCUAUGACAACGCAUGGCGGAGUGUGUCAACGAAAGAUGCUACUGAAUCCAAAAGCUGCAUGUUCGUAUUACUGUCACGUUGAGACCCAAAUGCUGAGUUGCGUGUUAAUUAUUGAUCAAUGCUGAAGUGCAUAUUACACAGAGCGAAGAUGUUCCAAAAGCUGGGUGUCAUCACACAAGAAGAACAAAUCGUCACCGACUAAAAUUAACAGACCUUUCCACUUACAUAAUACAGCAUGUCACUUUUUAAAGCAAGAGACUGCUGGUCAACUGUGUGUGGUGUGGAUGAGACCUUUGAUAAAGGAUGCUUUUGUGUUAGCAGUUUGGACACAGAUCCCUCACAGAGUGAUAAGGUACUGGUGGGAUCUCAUUCGGGUGUUCUUCGUAUAUACGAACCAUCCUGUAACCAGCUUGAAGAUGGUACAUUUGUACAGUUUAGGCCUGAAGAUGUUCUACUGGAAUACAAAAUGGCACAUCCUAUUUUGCAUGUGGCCGUUGGACACUUUGUGUCUGGCUCUAAGAAAAUCUACAUUGCAACUCUGCAUCCUUUGAAGUUGUCCAUCCUGAGCUUCACAGCUGACGGUGAUACAGACCAUGGUGCUCGCUACGCAUUAAGUGUGGUCUGCGAACAUACACUUCAAUAUAGUGCUUGCUGUCUGGUAACUGGGUCAUUUGGUGGUGCGAAAGGAAGAGAUCUCCUCUGCAUUCAAAGCCUCAAUGGAUCCCUAAUGUUUUUUGAACAAGAGAGCUUUGCAUUUACAAGGUUCCUACCAGAUGUCCUCCUCCCAGGACCCAUUGCCUAUAUUGCAAAGACUGAUUCUCUUGUAACAAUAUCUACUGCCUUGGAACUGGAAAGUUACAGAUUUCAGGUUCUUGCAAUCGCAUCUGAGACUGCUGACCCCUCCCAGUCUAGCUCUAGCAUACAAAAGGGGAAGCCAGUUGUUGCUGACUGGUGCUUCUCUCUGGGAGAACAACCUUUAGACAUUUCUGUUGUUGAGCUUCCAAAUGGCCUCGCUUCAUUGCUAAUCCUUGGUGAACGAAUGCUCUUUUCCUUUAAGCCAAAUGGAAUUAUUCAGUUUUCGAUGAAGAUGGACUAUACUCCAGCCUGUAUUUUUCCAUAUUCAAAUGAAAGUGGAGAAACUGUCCAAAUGUUGGUGGCAACGCAAUCUAGCUCCCUUCUAAUUUAUCAAGAUACAACACUGAAGUGGGCUGCCCGUUUGGACUAUACACCUGUCGCUCUGGCCAGAGCCAAUGUCAGAGGCAUCAAAGGAAUGAUUGUUGCAUUAUCAGAAGGAGGGAUGCUGAGUUGCUGCUACCUAGGAACAGAACCUUCGCUCUUCUCAUCUCCAGUUCCGGAGACGCGUGCAUUUGUUUUUGAAGAAGCUGAACGUGAACUGCAGAAUUUACGAAGAAUUAUCAGUUCAAGCAUGAGCAGUGUUCCAAGUUCUAGCACACCAGAAACUGAGCUGAAGGUCAGACUGCAAACAAGCACAAUGUCAGAAGUGUCAUCUGUUGGUCAUGACGGGCCUGAUGAUGAAGACCUCGUUUCAAUCCCUGCAGCAGUAGUAAAGAUUCAUCUUCAGGCUUCCAGCCAUUUAAGUAAUAUUCGUGUUUGCAUCGAUGUCACCAAACCAUUGUCUGCUACUCCUGCUGAAUUCACAUUGGACAGCCUGUCUGAUCACCAUCAAGCAGUGAUUACAGUUCAACAAACAGGUCGAGCAAUACCGAGUUCCUUGGAAAUGGGAGUCGUUGCCAUAUUUCAAAACAGCAGUGGGGCCACCAGACUAGCACAAGCCACUCUACACUUGCCAUUGAUAUUAGUUGUUAGACCAUGCUUGCCAAACAAGUCCUGGGAACACAAAGUAACACUAGAAAUGGAUAAACAAACAGUUCCACUGAAUGAGUUGUUUCCAGAGUAUGUAUGUGACAAAGACUCUCAGGACAUAGCAAUGGAAUUUUUUGAUGGAUCACAGGUGGCAGUCCUAGCAUCUCCAUCUUCUCAAAAAUACAGGCUUCAAGGCAGCUGCCUUGCUGUUCUAUUACUUCCAGCUUUAGAGCUUCUGCGGCGUUUGAAUCGAUAUUUCAAACGUGUAGCACCCCAGGCUGAUUCUCCGAAGUUCAGUUUUGCCUCAUCCUUACCACUGCAAGAGUACUAUGAUGUUAUGGACAAACAUUUUGAAGUAAGGCUCAAAGUAAUGGAAGUUGAGGAGAUCUUGGGACACAGGGCUGCUCAAUUUCGAGUAGUACAGAAAUGUGUGUUAACGAAGCUAAAGGACAAAACACCAAUGCCACUGAACAAUUUAGAUUCUUUGUUGGAUGUUACACAGAGGGAGUUAUUCUCAUUGGCUAACACUAUCGUCGACAUGCACAAAACACUUGAAAGUGCCCUUUCUGAACUCAGCUGUGCAACUCAGUUGAUGCUGUUACUUACAAAGUUGAAGGCUUCCCUUUCAACAGAAGAGUACAAACUUUUGCAAGCUGCAUUUUCUGUCGAUAAUGAGCUCUUCAUGAACAAGGGUUGGGCAGAGAGAACUGAAGCCAGUAUUACUCAACUUCUGAACACUUCUAAUAAGAAUGGAAAGCAGGAUGAUCAUCCUCUUCCAUCAGAACUUAUUUGUCCAACCAAUCUUUCAAAGCUCAAAAAGCUCAUCGCCUUGAUAUUUGAGCAGGUAUUGAAUGGGGGGAGACUGGUUCUCACUGAACAGCCCGAUAAUCGUGGUGGCAAUGAAGCAGGCGGUAGAUACAACAAAGAUGUGAAUAAAAUAGAAGAGGAACCUUUUGAAUUAAGUGCCUCGUCGCUAGCAUCCCCUACUCAUCGAAUUUGCACUGCUGAUUCACCGCAAAAUGAAGAACUUCAGAACUGGAUGCCAGACCAACAAGACCCUGCAGAGCUCGAAAAUGUAGCGCAAACUUAGCACAGAUAUUUUGUUACUCC